Cladophialophora immunda is the source of this 2129-nucleotide messenger RNA. RefSeq lists its product as uncharacterized. The record is from RefSeq and is a predicted model, not a curated record. Gene Ontology annotation, cellular component: Swr1 complex. Lineage: Eukaryota; Fungi; Ascomycota; Eurotiomycetes; Chaetothyriales; Herpotrichiellaceae. Gene Ontology annotation, biological process: chromatin remodeling. The transcript has a single exon. Bases 39 to 1091 code for a protein of 350 amino acids. Gene Ontology annotation, molecular function: nucleosome binding.
ACUUCAUCCAACAACUUCCUCAGCUCCUCCACGCCCACAUGCCUUUGAUAGAAGAACUACCAGUCACCAGCACUGCCCGUGCCUCACAUGGCUGGACCUAUGUCCCCGACAAUGCAGCGCCCACCCCCACCGUCCAGCUGGGCUCCCGCAAACGCGGCCGCGACAGAGCGAUAACACAUGCAGCUGCACAUAAACUCUCGGCGAAGCAAGAAAAGGCCAUCCAACAGCGGCUGAAUGACUUGAACAAGGAAAACUACCGCGAAGUCAAUAUCCCGAUACCGAAACGAGAGGGCGCGAAGGGGAAAGAGAGGAAGACCACACAAAAUGUGAGGCGGAUUCUCGCCUACAACAGGACAUUCCAGCAUUAUCUUGCGGACGAGGAGGCAGGGGUGAACGUCUAUGGAAGUGCUGCCAAUGUACUUCCUGCCACAAGUGCGAAAGGACAAUCGAGACAGGAGCAGACGCAGAAGACAGCGACGGAUUCUAAGAGGCGCAACGACGCUUCUUCAACGACUGCCCAGAAAGGAGCUUCGCGCCGUCGAAGCUCGUUGAAACAUGCUAAGACCAUGCCUGCGAAGUCCACAGGAGGGGAGCGCGCCAACAAUGUUGACGUGGAGAUGCCUGAUGCUCCUCCAUCUACGAAACCCUCGGACCCGGCAUCGCCAACAAUGGCUGCUAAAUCGCCUUCUUCAUCCCGAGAUAGACAACAACCUUCCUCGCCGCCAUCAGCUACUCAGCCGCGUCCUCCAUCCUAUGACCCAGCUCUCGACCGCGAUCCGCUGCUUCGUACAUUGGAUAUUCCCAAAAUGCCAUCAGAACGCGUCAUGCAGGCCCUCCUGUCCGAGCCACCGCUAAGUUACGUUGCCGCACGGGCAAAACCACUAGAUGACAACAUCGAGGCCGAUGGCGGGUUCGCCAUGCGCACGGGUAACAACUCACUUAUGGCCAAACCACAGCGCUGGUUUUGCUCAGUAUGUGGCUACUGGGGCAAAGUGAGGUGUAAGUAUGGAUGUGGAGAGCGGGUGUGUGGGCUCUUAGAUUGUUGGAAGGGCCACGAAGCGGUUUGUACGCUGGCGGCAACAGGCUACUGAGUUGACGGGUCCUACCAGCGAGCCUCUCAUCAAUUGAGGUAGGUGUCAGACAGCACCGCCAUCUCCACGCGGGGUACUUGUUCCUCGAAGAGUUUGCUCCCCAGCAUUCACCCCCUUUCCGCCCUUGCUCACCAUAGGUGGUCAAGAUGCGGCAGCUGCAUCUGCAUCACUGUCGGCCACUCCAUCUGGACAAGGGUAUCCAGACUUCCUUGCGCAUGCAACUUCAACCCCACACAGGAGCUUUUCUAUCACAGAAUUUGACUCUGCGUUAUCUUCUCUCCAUAUGCUAGGUUGUCGGUAUGCUCGUGGGCGCUGUUGACCACUCCUCCAAGACAAGUUCCAGAACAUACGAAUCUCAACGACGAUGCUCUCUCUAGCGAGAUCUCAAGCCGGUUGCAACAAACACAUUCGCGGGACAAAAAGCCCCAUGCCGGCCAAAGAGCAAAUGAGCGUUUCGUGUCUGUUUGGAUUGAUCCAAUCUUGAAAGCCUGAGCGAGUGCGGCGAGGCUGACGAAGCUCGAGUCGACGUCGUGCUCGGCUCGAAGGAAGGCCCAAUUGCCUGCACAAUGAUGGUGUACGAACAGCUGCUGACGUGGUAUUUGGUGUGAUAAUGCCAUGUGUGAAAAUACCGCCUUGAACCUCCUCUCCAUCAUGCCGCUAGGCAACCCCCUCGUAGCUACCAUUGCCAGGUACAUACAACGUUGCAUUAUUUCCAACAUCAUUCGUUGCACGUAUCAUUCGUAGAGCGAGGUGCAGAGGGGGACUUUCACUCAGCUGGAUCCUCAAGGGCCAUCGGAUCAUAUGUCAUACAACCAGCCUUGUUCAUCGCAAAACAGCGUUUCGCUCAAUCUACCAUCCAACUCGCAUAGCAACAUUUCCUCGACGUAUUUCAUAACCCAAUAAUCGUCCGUUUCUUCCUCCGUCCGGUCAGAUUCUCCACAAUGGGCGAAGGAAGCCUUCUGGACGGCAGGUCUUUUGAGGAAAGAACAUCUGACGGAGGUAAAUCCGGCGUCUCAAUCUGUCGGUCUUGCAUAAUGC